Molecule: messenger RNA, 789 nt
Organism: Lathyrus sativus (Indian pea)
Lineage: Eukaryota; Viridiplantae; Streptophyta; Magnoliopsida; Fabales; Fabaceae
Source: the annotation of a GenBank genome assembly
AUGGCAAAAGACGGCGACACCAUUGAAAUCAUAAACGUAAACAAACCUUCUCCUAAGCCUUCUUCGUUGAAGUUUCCGUUGAGCUUUUUCGAAGCUACAGUGGCUUCAACGGUGGCGUUGAGCUUUAUCGUCGGUCUUCUCGGUGUUUACCUCACCAUGCCAGAUUCCGAUUACAGCUUCCUUAAACGCCCUCGUAGCCUCCAUGAUCUUCAACUUCUACGAGAUAACCUUGAGAGCUAUACAAGUGAUUACACGGCACAAGUCUUGGUGGGAUACUGCGUGGUUUAUAUUUUCAUGCAGACUUUCAUGAUUCCGGGGACUGUGUUCAUGUCAUUGCUUGCCGGAGCACUCUUUGGCGUCUUUAAAGGCGUGGCUUUGGUUGUGUUCACUGCCACGGCGGGAGCUUCUUCGUGUUUUUUCCUGUCGAAAGUUAUUGGAAGACCUAUUCUGUUUUGUCUCUGGCCAGACAAGUUGAAGUUCUUCCAAACUCAGGUGGCUAAGAGAAGAAAGAGUUUGUUGAACUACAUGCUUUUUCUUAGACUGACUCCAACUCUUCCUAACACGUUUAUUAAUUUCGCGUCACCAAUUGUGGAUGUUCCUUAUCAUAUUUUCUUCAUUGGAACUGUCAUUGGACUCAUACCUGCUGCUUAUGUCACCGUCAGGGCUGGGUUAGCUCUUGGGGAACUACAAUCAAUUGGAGAUCUCUAUGAUUUCAACUCAAUUGCCACGUUGUUCCUCAUAGGCAUAGUUUCAGUUACACCGACACUAAUGGGCAAGAGCGAUUCAUAA